UGCGGUGGGGAGCAGGGCGGGGGGCAGCGAGGGGCCGGGUGGCCACGGUGGAGCCGUGUUCCUCUCCUCCAGCUGAUCACCCUGAGCGGCUCGGCCCAGAUGGUCACCAGCUCCGGGACGAAGGGGAACAUCCUCACCGCCGAUCUGCUCCAGAUCUCCCCAGCACCCUCCACUCCCAGCCCCUCUCCCCGCUCCGUUGCAGGGGCCCACCUGAACCCAGCGUUCUCCCUCGCCAUGUGCCUGCUGGAGCAGCUUCCCUGGUGGAAGUUUCCCAUCUUCGUGGCCGUACAGACCUCGGGAGCUUUCGUCGCCGCCGGAGCCGUUUAUGCCCUCUACUACGACGCCAUCCAGCGCUACAGCAACGGCACCCUUGCCACCUCCGGCCCCCGGGAAACCGCCUCCAUCUUUGCCACCUAUCCCGCUGACUACCUCUCCCUCUCCAACGGCUUCUUGGACCAGGUGGUGGGCACAGCGCUGCUGAUCGUGGGCAUCCUGGCCAUCCUGGACACCCGCAACAAGGGUGUCCCCAAGGGCCUGGAGCCGGUGGCUGUGGCCCUGCUGGUGUUGUCCAUCGAGGUCUCCAUGGGCUCCAACUGCAGCUGCCCCAUCAACCCCGCGCGGGAUUUCGGGCCCCGGCUCUUCACCUACGUAGCGGGUUGGGGCGUGGAGGUCUUCAGCAGGGGCAAUGGGUGGUGGUGGGUGCCA
This is a messenger RNA of Leptosomus discolor (cuckoo roller), 705 nucleotides long. Lineage: Eukaryota; Metazoa; Chordata; Aves; Leptosomiformes; Leptosomidae. The record is from RefSeq and is a predicted model, not a curated record.